ACAGCCAUGUCUGCAGCUAACAGCCUUUUGAGUUUUUGUGAAUUAUUUCCCUGCUGAAACAAUCAUUUAAACACAUUUUGAAAAGAAAUUUGGAGCUCAACAGACAAGCCUACAAACUUAUUAUGGAGUUCUAUAAUUUCCUCUGGUUUUUCUCUAUAAUAACCUGCUCAGGUUCACAGACAGUUUUCAAUAAAGACCCAAACCUGAAUGAAAGAUCUUAUAACCUGGAGUGGAUGAAGUCUAUACCUGAAGAGACCCCACUAUCUGCUAUCGCUAUCCCUGGAACACAUGAGAGCUUAACAUUAUACAAAGGACUAUUUGCAAGUUAUUUGCAAAGUCAAGUUUGGAGUUUGAAAGACCAACUUAAUGUAGGAGUACGAUAUUUUGACUUGCAUUCUAGAAAUUGGAUUCCUAAAAAAAUCAUUUAUGUUGGGGAUAGUCACUGGCUUAUUGGGAAAGAAAUUCCCUUGGGUGAAGUUCUUAGAUUUAUUCUUGAUUUUUUAGAAAAACACAGCAGUGAGACUGUGAUUCUGAAAGUGACAUUACAUGAUUUCAUUGUUUCUAAUAAAAAGAAUGCUGAAUACUUGAUGAACGAAAUAAUUGACAAGUUCCGAAGUAAAAUAUGGACAAAUACACUAGCACCAAAAAUGAAGGAUGCAAGGGGUAAGAUUGUUUUUCUCAAGACUCGUGUGUUUCAAGCUGGAACAGAAAGCCAUGACUCACAUUUCUUUGAACAUAAUAGGCUCAUAAAUGUGGAAAAAAAAAUAAAGAAUAUCAAGUCAAACCUCUGUAAACAUCACAUUAUGGUGAGUGAGACGUCAGCAUCAACUACUGAGAAACCAAUAAAAUUGGCUCAAAAUGUUAACAAACAGCUUGACAACUUUCUGAACCAACACGGAACCAGUUUGGAAAAUCACGGUUGCUUAGGUGUCAUAAGUAUGGACUUCCCCAGUGCUCAGCUUAUUAAAAAAAUCACUGAACUCAAACCAUGUAAAUGUGGACACGGAGAAGGAACAGGACAGUCUGGAAAGAAGGGACCACCACUUGUACCAACAACUAAACUGACAACGUCACCUGUAGCCACAACUUCACCUGAACGCACAACUUCACCGGAACCAACAACUAAAAUAAUAAUCAUACCCAGCCAUUCCCCUGAACCACCAUCAGCACCCACAACUUCACCUGAACGCACAACUUCACCGGAACCAACAACUAAAAUAAUAAUCAUACCCAGCCAUUCCCCUGAACCACCAUCAGCACCCACAACUUCACCUGAACGCACAACUUCACCGGAACCAACAACUAAAAUAAUAAUCAUACCCAGCCAUUCCCCUGAACCACCAUCAGCACCCACAACUUCACCUGAACGCACAACUUCACCUGAACCCACAACUAGAAUAAUAAUCAUACCCAGACCUUCACCUGAACCACCAUCAGCACCCACAACUUCACCUAAACCCACAACUUCACCUGAACCCACAACUAGAAUAAUAAUCAUACCCAGACCUUCACCUGAACCAACAUCAGCACCCACAACUUCACCUGAACCCACAACUUCACCUGAACUAACAACUUCACCUGAACUAACAGCUUCACCUGAACCAUCAACUUCACCUGAACCUACAACUUCACCUGAACCAACAACUUCACCUGAACUAACAGCUUCACCUGAACUAACAACUUCACCUGAACCAACAGCUUCACCUCAACUAACAACCUCACCUAUACCAUCAACCUCACCUGAACCUACAACUUCACCUGAACCAUCAACUUCACCUGAACCAACAGCUUCACCUGAACCUACAACUUCACCUGAACCAACAGCUUCACCUGAACCAUCAACUUCAUCUGAACCUACAACUUCACCUGAACCAACAGCUUCACCUGAACCAUCAACUUCACCUGAACCAUCAACUUCAUCUGAACCUACAACUUCACCUGAACCAACAGCUUCACCUGAACCAUCAACUUCAUCUGAACCUACAACUUCACCUGAACCAACAGCUUCACCUGAACCAUCAACUUCACAUGAACCAACAGCUUCACCUGAACCUACAACUUCACCUGAACCAUCAACUUCACCUGAACCAUCAACUUCAUCUGAACCUACAACUUCACCUGAACCAACAGCUUCACCUGAACCAUCAACUUCACCUGAACCAACAGCUUCACCUGAACCAACAGCUUCACCUGAACCAUCAACUUCACCUGAACCAUCAACUUCAUCUGAACCUACAACUUCACCUGAACCAACAGCUUCACCUGAACCAUCAACUUCACCUGAACCAACAACUUUACCUGAACCAUCAACUUCACCUGAACCAACAGCUUCACCUGAACCUACAACUUCACCUGAACCAUCAACUUCACCUGAACCAUCAACUUCAUCUGAACCUACAACUUCACCUGAACCAACAACUUCACCUGAACCAUCAACUUCACCUGAACCAACAACUUCACCUGAACCAUCAACUUCACCUGAACCAACAGCUUCACCACAACCAACUGCACCUCAACCAUCAACUUCACCUGAACCAUCGACUUCACCAGAACCAACAACUUCACCAGAAUCAAAAAAAAUGGGACCAACACAUUAUUCUGUGCUUCCUAAACCAGUAAUUGAUUCACAUCCUGUUGUUCCCCCGGUCACACAGCCCAAGAAAGAGCACAAAUUAGAUACACACUGGAGAAGGCGCAAGUGCUUUAGAGGAUAAGUGGAGUAAUAAAUGUAACAGUAAAAGUAAUACUUAAGUAAUAAUUA
This is a messenger RNA of Oreochromis niloticus (Nile tilapia), 2761 nucleotides long. RefSeq names its product cell surface glycoprotein 1-like. Gene Ontology annotation, biological process: lipid metabolic process. Gene Ontology annotation, molecular function: phosphoric diester hydrolase activity. The transcript has 2 exons. The record is from RefSeq and is a predicted model, not a curated record. Lineage: Eukaryota; Metazoa; Chordata; Actinopteri; Cichliformes; Cichlidae. Bases 123 to 2714 code for a protein of 863 amino acids.